Molecule: messenger RNA, 363 nt
Organism: Diaporthe citri
Lineage: Eukaryota; Fungi; Ascomycota; Sordariomycetes; Diaporthales; Diaporthaceae
Exons: 1
Coding region: 1-363 (120 amino acids)
Source: RefSeq, a predicted model, not a curated record
AUGGAUUCCUUUUACACCAUGAAAACCACCAACACCGCCUACAUCAGUGACUCCAAGCUCAACACCAUCGCCAACGCGGACAUCAAGCACGACACCUCCAAGAUGAGCCAGGCCGGCUCAAACCGUAACCCCCCUCGCCGCAGGGCCAGCAAGUCCUCCUACUUUGGCCACCGCGCCAAGCAGCCGUCGGGAAGCAGCUUCUCCUCCUCUUCUGACAAGAGCGAAUACAACUGGCCUUUUACUGGCGAGGAUGGCCCCACCGGACCCAGCCAGGGGCGCAGCGACUUUGCGGCCCCAGCUAGCGAGAGCACACCGUCACAACAGAUGCUGUUGAGGGAAAUUGGGGCGGCACUGACGCUGUAA